Molecule: messenger RNA, 2889 nt
Organism: Emiliania huxleyi CCMP1516
Lineage: Eukaryota; Haptophyta; Isochrysidales; Noelaerhabdaceae
Exons: 13
Coding region: 61-2889 (942 amino acids)
Biological process (GO): protein import into nucleus
Cellular component (GO): nucleus; cytoplasm
Molecular function (GO): small GTPase binding; nuclear import signal receptor activity
Source: RefSeq, a predicted model, not a curated record
GUGGCUGUUCUCGCCAGCUACGAGGCCACCAGCCAGAAGGCGAUACUCGCAGCAGCCGGGAUGUCGACGUCGCUCGACCUCGGCGGCGGGCUGAUGCCGUCCGCGCAGCUCGAGUCGCUGCUCUCGCAGAUGGUUCAGGGCGACCCCGAGCAGAUCCGGCAGGCCGAGGAGGCCCUCACGCCGGCGCUCAGCACGCCUGCCUUUAUGCUCGACCUGCUGACCCGCCUCACCCAGUCUCAAGCCGCCCACGUCCGGCAGCUGGCGGCGGUGCUGCUGCGCCGUCGCAUCGGGUCGCACUGGCGCAAGCUCGGCGCCGCCAACACCAACCGGAUCAAGGCGACCCUGCUGCAGGUCCUCGCGACCGAGCCUGAGGGCGCCGUCGUGCGCUCCGUGGCGGCUCUGUGCGCCUCUGCCGCCCGGCACGCGAUGUCCAAGGGAGGCUGGCCGGAGCUUCUCUCCUGUGUGCUCGAGGGCUCUCGCUCGCCCACCACGGCGCACCGGCUGGUGGCGAUGACCCUCAUCGCUUCGCUCCUCGAGUCGGACGAGGUGACCGAGCACCUCCGCCCUCACUUCGUCCUGCUCAAGGACCUGCUCGCCGCAGCGCUGCAAGACGCGCAGUUGGACGUCGCCCGAGGCGCGCUCAAGGCGCUGUCGGCGUGGACGCCCGCCCUCGGCACGGAGCAGGACGCCGCUUCGCUCCUCCGGCCUCUCGUCCCGCUCGUGCUCGGCCUCGGUGCGCGCGCCCUCGGCGAGAGCGACUCGCUCGGCGACGACGAGACCAUCACCCUCGACGGCGCCGUCCAGCCGGCCCAGGUCUGCUCCUCGGGAGGCAUCGGCGCGCCCGACGACGACGACGACGACGAGAGCAAGGUGUACAAGAUGGCGGCGCAGGUGCACGUGAUGCCUCUCCUGCUCGAGCUCGUCGCGACGCACGCGCCCUCGCCCGACCCGGCCCGCCGCCGCGCCGUCCUGCUCAUCCUCGCCGUCACCGCCGCCGGCUGCGCCGAGGCCUUCGCCAAAGAGCUCCCCCGCCUGAUGCCCGUCGUCUACGCGGGCUGCGAGGCGCCGGAGCCGCAGGUCCGCGAGGCGGCUUGCCUCGCCAUCGGCCUCUUCGCGCAGUCGCUCCACCCGGAGAUCCUCGAGCACUACGAGCGCGUGCUCGCUGACGCGCGCGGCGAGGUGCAAGGGCGCGCCUGCUACGCCAUCGAGGCGUUCUGCGAGCACCUCGGCUCCGACAUCCAGCCCUUCCUCGCGCCGCUGCUCGAGCGGCUGACCACGCUGCUCCAGCACACCGCCGAGAGGCCGACCCAGGAGCGGUGCGUCUCCGCCAUCGCCGCCGUCGCCGUCGGUGCCAAGAAGGCCUUCGCCGACUACUUCGACCCCGUCUACGCGCUGAUGCGCCACCUGCUCGGCCAGACCGCCUCCGAGAUGCUGCCGCUGCGCGCCCGCGCCAUGGAGUGCGUCGGGCUCAUGUGCCUCGCCGUCGGCCGCGACCGGUGCUCGCACGUCCUCCAGGAGGUGGCGGAGCUGCUCGGCGAGGAGGCCGCGCCGCUCGUCCCUCCGCUGCUGCCCUUCCUGGUCAAGGCCGUCGAGCAGGAGGAGGUGACCGAGUUCUCAGAGCACGAGCAGGCGCGCAUCCUCGCAAAGCUCGGCCCCGACCCGGACGGAGACGGCGACGAGCUGCUCGACGACGACGACGACGACGAGGAGGACGAGGAGGGCGAGGAGGGCGGGGACGGCCCCGGCAUCCACACCGCGAUGCUCGACGAGAAGGCGGCCGCCAUCCACUGCCUCGGCGCGUGCGCUGCGUAUGGCGGCGCCAGCUUCGCGCCCCACAUCGAGGCGGUCAUGGGCCCGCUGCUUGGCUGCGCCGACCACUUCCACGAGGACAUUAUAUUAUAUUAUAUUAUAUUAUAUUAUAUUAUCGCUCUCCCACCUCGUCAAGGCGUGCGCCGCCGCGGAGCCGCCUCAGCCGUGGGCGCCCUCGCCCUGCUCGAGCAGCGCCACUCGUGCCAGGAGGCGGCGCAGGACCUCUCCGAGGGCGGCGGCGUGGACGAGGAGGAGGACCACGACGAGGCGGUCUGGGAGGCGGUCUCGGAGCUGCUCACCACGCUGCCCAAGGCGCUCGGCGAGCGGUGGACACCGCACCUCGAGCGGCUGCUGCCGGCGCUGCUGCCCUACCUGCGCGAGGCGCACCCGCUCUCCGACCACGCCCUCGCGAUCGGCAUCCUCGCCGAGGGGCUAAACCACGUCGAGGCGUCGGGGCGCCACCACCUCCCCACCAUCCUGCCGCACGCGGCUCGCUGCGCCUCCGCGCCCGACCCCACCUGCCGCCAGAACGGCGUCUUCUGCCUCGGCGUGCUCGGCGCGCACGGCGGCGAGGCCGCGCUGGCGCAGAUGCAGCCCAUCCUGAGCGAGCUGCAGCAGCGCCUCUCCGCCCAGGAGGAGGACGAGGCCGUGGUGCGCGACAACGCCGUCGGAGCGCUCUCGCGCAUCGCCCUCUCGUUCGGCGCCGCCCUCCCGCUCGACGCGGUGCUGCGCGCGAUCGCGGACCGGCUCCCGCUCACCGAGGACGAGGGCGAGAACGCGCCCGCGCUCCGCUGCCUGAUGCAGCUCCUGCACGCCGAGGAGACGCGCGCCGUCGCCGCGCCGCACAUGCCCGCCCUCCUCAAGGCCAUCGGCCAUCUCUUGGCCGGCGGCGGGGACGGCUCGCCCGCAGCGGACGCCGGGCCGCGCCCGUGCCCGCUCGACGCGGAGUGCGAGGCCGAGGUGCGCAGCUUCCUGGUGUGGGCCGCCGGGCAGUCGCCGCAGGAGAUGCAGGCGCUCGUGAUGGACCUGCCGCGCGGGCGGGAGCAGGUGCUUGCCGUGCUGCAGGCGCAUCAGGGGUGA